UAAUACGGUGAGCAAACGACGAACAAUAAACUACACAUUUUGAUGACAAAAGGAGAGACUUUUCAGUUUCACGCGAUGAAGAAGCUCAGCUCUCUUAAUCUCAUGGUGGUGAAUCUCUGAGUCGCACCUUUAGUUUCAGGUAUCUGGAUCUCGUCUGUGAUCGGAUUCUGUCCAGAGAGACGAAGGAGUAGAGUAGUGUUGAUUAGGUUUGUUCGUAAAAGAUGAGCUGCGGGAAUAAUGGAUACAACAGUUUGGAGAUGGAGUACAUUAAGAAGCAUCAUAGGCACGAGAUUUCCGAGAAUCAAUGCACCUCCGUUCUCCUCAAGCACAUCAAGGCCCCUGUUCAUCUCGUUUGGUCUUUGGUGAGAAGAUUUGAUGAACCACAAAAGUACAAGCCAUUUGUUAGCAGAUGUGUUGUUGCUGAGGGAAAUCUUGAGAUUGGUAGUCUUAGAGAAGUUGAUGUUAAGUCGGGUCUUCCUGCGACCACAAGCACAGAGAGGUUGGAACUCCUUGAUGACGACCAGCAUAUCUUUAGCAUCCGGAUUAUUGGUGGGGAUCACAGGCUGAGGAAUUACUCUUCAAUUAUCUCAGUCCACCCAGAAAUGACUGAAGGGGGGAGGCCAGGGACUCUAGUGGUGGAGUCGUUUGUUGUUGAUGUGCCUGAAGGGAACACCAAAGAUGAAACCUGCUACUUUGUGCAGGCGAAAAUUUUCUUCUUUUCUUUUUCCAAAAAGAUUUGA
Lactuca virosa is the source of this 740-nucleotide messenger RNA. The record is from the annotation of a GenBank genome assembly. Lineage: Eukaryota; Viridiplantae; Streptophyta; Magnoliopsida; Asterales; Asteraceae.